Molecule: messenger RNA, 3333 nt
Organism: Wallemia mellicola CBS 633.66
Lineage: Eukaryota; Fungi; Basidiomycota; Wallemiomycetes; Wallemiales; Wallemiaceae
Product: RhoGAP-domain-containing protein
Exons: 3
Coding region: 49-3288 (1079 amino acids)
Biological process (GO): signal transduction; actin cytoskeleton organization
Cellular component (GO): cytoplasm
Source: RefSeq, a predicted model, not a curated record
UCACCUUGGACUUAUUUUCUCGAAAUAGAGACUAGCGUUGGCAAUAAAAUGUCAUCACCCGCUCCCUCUGAAUUAUGUUUUGAAUGCAGUCUACCAAUGUCCGGCCAGUUCGUCCGGGCCUUGGGCAACAUCUACCACUUGGAUUGCUUCAAAUGCCACGAUUGCGGUAAAGUCGUCGCUAAUAAAUUCUUUCCGAUACAGUCAAAGGACAGCUCAACUUCUUUCCCUUUAUGCGAGACUCACUACUUUAAACGACUCGAUUUAAUUUGCUACAACUGCAACAUGGCUUUACGCGGUUCUUAUAUAACCGCAUGCGGCAAAAAGUAUCACACCAAUCAUUUCACCUGCUCCAUUUGUCACCUCAUCUUUGGUCCAAAGGAUAGUUAUUAUGAGCACGAUCAACAAGUUUUUUGUCACUUCCACUACUCAACUCGCUUCGCCGUAAAAUGUUGCGGUUGCAAAGUCGCGAUCCUUAAACAAUUCGUAGAAAUUAAUAGAAAUAACCUCAACGAGCAUUGGCACCCUGAGUGUUACAUGAUCAACAAGUUCUGGAACGUAAAACUUGCGCGUCCGAACUCAAAGCUACUGUCGUCAUCAGAAGAAGAAAGUCUUGAAACCCCUCUAGCUUUGCUCGAUAAGCAAAAGAGAAUGGAAGAACACGUUUUCCGCAUUUGGACAGUCCUCUCCGCAUUUGAAGAAUCUUCUGCUGCUUGCAUUUCUGAAAUGUUAAGACAUGUUUCAACCGGUGCAUAUAUUAUUGCAGUUAGAAUGGCUGGUAAAUUUAUCAUACACGUAGAGGUCUUAUUCGCCGCUAUGGACAAAAUCGAAGAUUCCUUUAUAAAAGAGGGUUUGAAAAGUCCUUCUCAUAAUCGUGAGGCUCGUAUGUUGUGUCGUAAAACAGUAUCUUUCCUUUCAAUCUUAUCACAUACACACGAAGCUGGAUCACGCAGAAUGGGUAUAACAAAGGAAUUACUCUCAUUAGUUACAGGUUUAGCUCAUUAUUUAAAGAUUUUAAUUAGAAUAGCCCUCACUGCUUCACUCAAACUUGAUCGCGAUUACGCUGAUAUUGAAGCGUUACCUGCCUUCCUUGAUAAACUCUCCUUAUUAUUACAAGAUCCAAUCUCAUCAGCUCAACAUGAUAACGCUGAUGACGAACGUCAACUAAAGCAAGUCAGUUAUGGUUAUAAAUCCAUGUCAACAUCUUCAAAGAAGUCUAGCGUCAUUGGUAGAGGAAUAUCUAGUGAUAACCCAACAGAUCUUUGUUUCGCCUGUAAUGCGACUAUCGAGGAUGACUGCGUUCGCUUUGGUUUAUCAUUAAGAUGGACACUUGAUUGCUUCAGAUGUGACGAAUGUCACCGUCGUCCAAUUUUACCAGUCAGAUCAGUACGUGAUCGUCAACGUGAUCGUGAACGUCAAAGAGAUAAACGCAGGGAUCAAGCGGCAGAAUCAGGAAUAGCUUAUGAUAGCUCAACUGAUUAUGAUGCAGAAAUUGCUAAAUUAGAAAGAGCAAGUACAUCAGAUGGUGGCCGUCGCUUACCUAUUGAAGAUUAUUAUCUUUCAAGACCAAACCCUGCAACUUUAGCUAUACCACCAAAUGUCAGUCAUAAAGCCGUAAUGGCUGCAGAGAAGGCUGCUACUAAAGUUGUCUGUACACAAUGUAAACAUACCGUUUCACAUGCUGAAAAAGGUUUCACUUUCUCAACUAAACUUGAACAAUACUCUUACUUACUUAAUGUUGCAUUAACUCGUCUUUACAUGGUACUUAAAACAAGAGGUGCAGUACCACCACCUAAACAAAAACCUAUUGGUUUGGAGAACAGCAAAUCGAACCAAGGCGAAGCUUCUCCAGAUUUACUUGAUGAUCAAAAGAAGAGAGAUAGAGAAGCUCAAAAUGCUAGUAAAGAAGUUUAUGAUAGCUGGCGUGAUUCAAGUGAAUUAAAGAGAAUUAGACCACAAGAAUUAGAACUGGAUAGGAAGUUAUCAGCAACAGCUAGAUUACCUAGAAGAUCUACGGUCGUUGAAAGUCCAAUUGGUAGAAGUGCAGUACCAUCAGAAUUAUUCCCAUCACCAAUUGAUGAUCAUCCACCAAUUAAGCAACCUGAGGUUCAAGCUGCUCAACCUGCCUUAACUAUCAAACCUGAUUCGGGUGUUCGAAUAGUUCAUGAGAAUGCGCCAAACGUAAUUUCUGAAUUGAAACCACAAUUCUCUAAUAGUGAUAAUAAUGAAAUUAUUUAUACUUCACAAACUGAUAAAUCACUUGAUAGUGAUGUAGUAUCGUUAGUUGAUAUGCCACAAAUCAUGGAAGCUUCACAAGCACGUGAGCAAAGAAAAUCAUUAUCAAGAUCUAAUAAGAACAUUUUAAUGACUGAAUUGUCUUCACUUGAAUCUUUGGUCGUUAAGCAUGCAGCUUUAUAUUUAUUAGAGAGAUCUGAAAUGUCAAAGCAUAUUGAAAACUUGGAUGAUCUUUUAGAUUUAGUUGAACAAAAGAAAGCUAAUACAUUCUGGGGUAAAUUCUUCAAACCUAAAAAAGAACAAAAGAAGACAGGUAUCCUUGGGUGUACUUUAGAUCAGUUAGUUGAAAGAGCUGGCGUUGAAACUACAAUGACGAACGGUCAAUAUAAGUUGACGAUUCCAAGCUUAUUUGAUGAUUUACUCAUGGCAAUGAGACAAGUUGAUAUGUCAGUUGAAGGUGUAUUUAGAAAAAAUGGUAAUAUAAGGAAGUUAAGAGAACUAGUUGAGGCUAUCGACAAAGAAGUUUAUAAUGGUAACUUAACUGAAGAAUCACCAGUGCAGUUAGCAGCACUUUUAAAGAAGUUUUUGGCUGGCUUGGGUGAUCCAAUUUUCCCUCAUAAGUUAUAUAAACUAUACACGAACCUCCAAUUAGAGAUCGUUGAUGAAGCUACUCGUAAACGUAUAUUACACUUACUUAUCACACUUUUACCAAAAUCCCAUCGAGACUUGUUAGAAGUUUUAUUCGUCUUUUUAAGAUGGGUUGCGUCAUUCAGUCAUGUUGAUGAAGAGACCGGUUCAAAGAUGGAUAUCCAAAAUUUGGCAAUAACGAUAGCACCAUCUGUAUUAUACCCGCCACAUAGUCCAUACAAUAGAGAAGAUACAAUAAUAUGCAAUAGGUCAAUAGCCGAGUAUCUUGAAGAUCAAGAUGAAUUCUACUGUGUACCAGAAGAGAUUUUACCAAUUCUGUACGAUCAGGAGUUAUUCUCUUUCGCUACAGCAGAACUCACUCGUAAAGAUAUCAGGAGAAGAUGUGAAGUAGUGUUUAAUAGGAAAUAAUAAUAAUUUUAUAUAGUCAGUCUUUUUCUUGUUUGUAAAUUUAAU